AUGAAGCUCUGCAGCAGGCUGAGGGACGUGCUGGCCAACUGCAGCAGCAGGAAGGCGGACAAGGAGUGCAUAGAAUACGUGAAAAAAAUCCUGAAGGAGAAGAAUAAAAAAAGCGAGGAGCAAACAAAGGAGCUGUUCGAAUUCUUAGCCAACAUUAUUUAUGAAGACUUAGAAAGAGACAUAUUAAAAAUAAAAGAAAAUGGCUACCAGGAGGUCCUCUGCGAUUUUCUAUUCUACUUGUUUAAGUACAUGCGUAGAGUCAACGUGAAGAAAUGUUACAAAUUGGUGAGGAAGGUGACAAUCAUGGAUGUCUCCACCUCUGACAAUACUGACAAUAUGAGCGAUGGUAAGGGUGAUGGUAAGGGUGACCAGGUAAAGAACAGGAGCCCCUUUCGUAUGGUACCCUUCCUACUUAGCAGCAACAUCCUGAUCUACCUAGAAAUGCUAAAGAGAGAAGACAGUAAAAACAUGCAGCAGGAUGAACACUAUUUUUACCAGAGUAUGAAGAACAUCAUGAUGAGCAAGAAGUACGUCUUGAUGUUGAGUCAAGUCAUAGGGAGUGUAGUAACCAAAUUUCCCAAUUUUCCUCAUUUCAUAGACACAUCGUUUAAUCUCUACCUUUAUGUACGUAAUGGGUUGGUUCCUUUUUUCCUAAAAAAUGUAUACAAAAGGAUUACAGAUUUAUUUCAACUAAAAGGGAAAGAAAUUAAUACAAAAUUUACUGUGAAGAAGUAUUACGGAUUUUUAUUUUAUGUAUACUUUAUUUACAAAUUGAAGAUCAUCACCUGUUUGCAUUUAAACCCAAGUAGUACCUAUAGCUUACUAAAUGAUUCUGUUCAAUUGAGCACAAUCUUGGAUCUAUAUUCUCACGUUUUGAGAGACUAUAAAAAUAUCUUACACUUAUGCUUCACCGUUAUAAGCAAUAAAAAAAACAACAAGACCGUUUUGAAUACUUUUUGUUUAGCCAUCAUUUAUUUGGUAAAUCUCCUUCAUGCUAACCACAACGAUAUUUUGAAUGUCUUUCCAGAAAGUACAAAGAAUAACUCCUCUUUGUUUAAGAAAUACAGAGAUGUGUUUUCUAUGUAUCGCAAAUUGUUUGACGCUAUGUUUAAGCUAAGUGAAGAGCCUUCGUUUAGUCUAUCAAAGGUGAAACUCGCUGUGUUUUGCAACCUCUCCUCGGGUAGAUUCAACAAUCAUUUCGUAUCAAAAAGGGAGAAGCAGAGGAAGGAGAAGUGGAUGUACAGACAGAAUUAUGCUACCAAGGAAGGGCAGACACGGGAUGGUCAGAUCGCCCAUACGCAUAAUGCAGAUCAGAAUAAGGCAGCCUCUGAUAGCACGAAUCUCCAUCGUGAAGCCAACAACUUGAUCGUCGAGUGGUUAGCCAAGAAGAAAGGUCACAUAAGCAAACAAGAACUGGUGCAGUUAACUUAUAGGACUGUAACUGAGCACGACUACUCCUGCUUCGUCGUUUUCUCCUUCCUGUAUAUGUUGACGAGGAGAUUUAUCAGAUUGUAUGACUUCUCCCCCGUCCUACACGACAUCGUUUUUUGCAAGCCCUUCCGCAUUGGCGAGAUCAUUAUGGAGAUGGAGGCUUCUGCUGCGAGUAAGAAGCAGAGCGGCAACAGCGUUGAAAGCGGCAACAGCGUUAAAAGCAGCAAGAGAGUUGAAAGCGGCAAGAGAGUUCAAAGCAGCAAGAGAGUUGAAAGCAGCAAGAGAGUCAAAAGCAGCAAGAGCGUUGUGCCUGCGAAGAAAAUCCCCACCACGGAACUCGCCAACAUCCUCUACAACAACGCCUUUUUGAAUUUACUCAAAGAUAAACUGUGCCUUUACCUCAACAUUGAUGGGAAUAUACUGAAUCUGUUUUUUAUGAAUGAGCUGUACAAGUUUGUUAACAACAGGGACUUGAAUUACAAAAAUUUGCACUACCUGCUGGCCCACGACACAGGCACGAGGUACUACCGGAUGAAUGUGCUGCUGCUGCUGCAGAAGAUUGUCCUGCGCAACGUGCUCAGGUACGCCCUCUCGCUGGGUGGCCAGGCGAACAACGGUAGGGAGAGCAGCGGUAGGGAGAAGAGCGGUAGGGAGAAGAGCGGUAGGGAGAAGAGCGGUAGGGAGAAGAGCGGCAAGGAGAUCAACGAUCAGGAGAACAACGGCAGGGAGAUCAACGAACAGGAGAACAACGGCCAGGAGAACGACUGCGAAGCGGUUGGCGACCAAGUCGAUGCUGCCCACUUGCACGCGGGGGGAGGCAGCCAACUGGCCCUCCUCUUCACCAAGCAAAACAAAAAGCUGAAAAUGCUCAACAUCAACGAGUUCGCCCUGGGCACCAAGGAACUAAAAGCCGCUGCGGAGAAGAAGGAAGAAAACACGUUCACCAUUUUAAAGAGCAUCGAUUUUGUGGAUAUCACCGACAGUGCUGAGAAGAAGAGCCUCCAGUUCGACAUGAACAUAAUUAACAUCGCCGUAAAUCAGCUAACCAAGGAAAGCUUCACCACAUUAAAAUCGCUGAUCUCACUGCAAAAUAAGAAAAAGGAUCAAACCAAAAUGUACAUGAAGAAUUUGCGCUCCCUUGAAAUUUUACUAAAAUGCACGUACAAUUUUGUGAACGAAUUUUUGGCCAUAAUUCACCUGACCAAGUUAGGUAAAAAAUGCAUACUCUGUUGUAAUGGCAAAAGGCAGCACAUUUUGUGCACACAAAAUUAUUACGAGAAAGUAAAGAAUAAGAAGAAAAAGAUAAAGACAACGGAAAGGGAAGUGCACCUACAGUUUGAGCCAACGUUUGGCAAAAAAUGUGCCAAAAGAAAUAACUUCCUAGUUGUAAAAAAACUUAUUAAAUUGUGUGUUUCGAUCAUGAAGAAGGGAAAAAAAAAUCCCUCUGAGGAGAAGCAGAAACGACGACACUGUAACAUUCAAACGGUGGAAUUAUCCAAAGUUAUUUUUUUCUUUUUAACCUUUUGA
Molecule: messenger RNA, 2958 nt
Organism: Plasmodium cynomolgi strain B
Lineage: Eukaryota; Apicomplexa; Aconoidasida; Haemosporida; Plasmodiidae
Exons: 2
Coding region: 1-2958 (985 amino acids)
Source: RefSeq, a predicted model, not a curated record